Molecule: messenger RNA, 1026 nt
Organism: Lichtheimia ornata
Lineage: Eukaryota; Fungi; Mucoromycota; Mucoromycetes; Mucorales; Lichtheimiaceae
Exons: 5
Coding region: 1-1026 (341 amino acids)
Biological process (GO): ketone body biosynthetic process; L-leucine catabolic process
Molecular function (GO): hydroxymethylglutaryl-CoA lyase activity
Source: RefSeq, a predicted model, not a curated record
AUGCAACGAUUUACUACACCCGCUCUUCGCUCAGUUGCCUGGCGAUCCAUGUGCUCCAAGCGUUUCUACUCGACACCAGCAACGUCUGAAUUCGUAAAGAUUGUCGAGGUGGGACCACGCGAUGGGUUGCAAAACGAAAAGCAAGUUAUUCCUACACCCGUCAAGGUCGAGUUGAUUCAACGUCUUGCCAAUGCCGGUCUUCCUGUCGUCGAGGCAACCAGCUUUGUCAGUCCUAAAUGGGUGCCGCAAAUGGGUGAUCACAAUGAGGUGUUGACGACCAUUGAGAAAAAGGCGGGUGUUUCUUAUCCAGUGCUUACGCCCAAUGUCCGUGGUGUCGAGAAUGCCCUCAAGGCAGGUGCUGAGGAGGUUGCCAUGUUUGCUGCUGUCACAGAAUCCUUCAACAAAAAGAAUACCAACUGCUCGACCAAGGAGGCAUUAGAACGUGUGCGUCAAGUCACCCAAGCUGCUCUUGACAAGGGCCUCAAAGUACGAGGCUAUGUUUCUUGUGUCCUUGGAUGUCCUUAUGAAGGCCAAGUUUCUCCCGAUGCUGUAGCUGAUAUGGCCAAGCAAAUGUAUGAGGCUGGAUGCUAUGAGAUUAGUUUGGGUGAUACCAUUGGUGUUGGUACUGCAGGAUCCAUGGCCAAGAUGCUUGAAAAAGUGCUCAAGGUCGUUCCUGUUGAGGCCCUUGCUGUUCAUUGCCAUGAUACUUAUGGACAAGCAUUAGCAAAUAUCCUCAAGGCUCUUGACUAUGGUAUUCGUGUUGUAGAUAGCUCGGUAGCAGGACUUGGUGGAUGUCCUUAUGCUCCUGGUGCCAAGGGUAAUGUUGCUACUGAAGAUGUCGUUUACAUGCUCCAUGGAAUGGGUUUCAAAACGGGUGUUGAUAUGGAAUCGCUUAUUGAGACUGGACGAUGGAUCUCUGAAGAGCUUGGUCGUGAGACUGGUUCACGUGCAGGUGCAGCACUUAUGGUGGCUAAAGCACGUCAAAAGCAACAACAACAACAACAACAACAACAGGCUAAGCUGUAA